AUGUCCUCUUGUCAAUGUUGUCUAACGCCACAUCCAUUAAGUCUAGUCGAGCGUUUCAAUCUAUCGAUUCAAACAAUAAAGUUAAUUCGUAGAAAUUGUUCAAUCUAUGAAAAUAUUCUUCUAGAUGAAUAUGAACAUUUAGAACGAUUAUCAUCAAAUCUAAAUAAAUAUCUUAUGCUUUUUAGUACAAAAUCAAAUCAAAUCCUAUCAUAUUUACGUCAGGUUACUAUACAAUUAAAUAAUCGUUUUGAAACUUCAAUGAAAUUUUUAAAUCGAUUCGAAUGUUUGACAAUAAAAUGUUCGACUUGGUUAAAGACAAAUUCAACAAAAUCUAUCCAUUCUCAAUUAAAAUACUAUAGAAAAAAAUUUGACUUUUUCAAUAAUUCAAUGGAACAAAAUUUCUAUAAGAAUUAUUUAGGAAAAACAUUUUCUCAUGAUUUUUCAAUAUUUCAAAUAAAUUAUCAACAACUCUCUUUACAAAUGGAUUCGAUUGAACGUGAACAUAUAAAAUUAUUUUUUGAGGGUAUUCAAUUAUUUUCAUUAUUGAUUUCAUUAGAAAAUAAUGAUAAAAUUAGUUCUAUCAUAAAUGUCGAUCAAAUUAUCAGUGAAUGGAAAGAUAAAAAUAAAGUUCACAUAACUUGGUUACCCGAUGAGCAUCAACAAAAUAAAAAUAGACCUUUAUUAGCAUUAGAGAAUAAUGUGAAACAAACAUCAUCCGAUAUUAAAAUUAAGGCAAUAGAUGAUUGUUCAAAUUCUAGUCAAGAUAAGUAUGCAAUCGAAUCGAAUUUAAGUUGGUCAUUUACAAUAGCAAAUAAACAAGAAGAUUUAUCAGUAAGUUAG
Messenger RNA from Rotaria socialis, 840 nucleotides. Lineage: Eukaryota; Metazoa; Rotifera; Eurotatoria; Philodinida; Philodinidae. The record is from the annotation of a GenBank genome assembly.